Aspergillus niger is the source of this 1227-nucleotide messenger RNA. RefSeq lists its product as uncharacterized. Gene Ontology annotation, biological process: intracellular calcium ion homeostasis; calcium ion transmembrane transport. The record is from RefSeq and is a predicted model, not a curated record. Gene Ontology annotation, cellular component: fungal-type vacuole membrane. NCBI's taxonomy places the organism in Eukaryota, Fungi, Ascomycota, Eurotiomycetes, Eurotiales, Aspergillaceae. The transcript is spliced from 4 exons. The coding region runs from base 1 to 1227 and encodes 408 amino acids. Gene Ontology annotation, molecular function: calcium:proton antiporter activity.
AUGUCUCUGCCAGAGUUGAACGACUCCCCCUUGCCGAAAGACUCCCACCAGUACGAUCCGGUCAUGCAAUCGGAGCCGGAGCCGGACUCGCCCGCCGUUUCCUCCUCCCCCAACCGCCCUCGUACCCUCCGGCAAAGGAUAUCUGCCGCCGUCGCCAAGUCUGGCUCCAAACCGCUGCUAUGCUUUCUACCUCUAGGCCUUGUGGCGGACGUGCUGCAUUGGAACCCCGUGUUGGUGUCCAUCUACAAUUUCCUCGCCGUCAUUCCCCUCUCCGUUGUGGUUUCAGACUGCUCCGAUGAGUUGUCCGACUCCCUCGGGCAGCUCAUGGGCGGCUUGAUCAAUGCUACCUUUGGCAACUGUGUCGAGCUGUCGACCGGCAUCUUGGCCCUCACGCGUGGCGAAAUAUAUUUUGCGCAAUCUGUCAUGAUUGGGAGCAUUCUGUCCGAUCUACUGCUUAUCCUCGGUUGCUGUCUCGUCGCCGCCUCGUACAAUACCUACAUCCUCCAUUUCAAUAAACCCGUCACCGGCGCGCUCGCUUCGUUGAUGGUGGUCACCUCAGUCGGACUGAUUCUGCCCUCCGUCCUUUAUUCCACCUUUCCUUUCGACCUUGGGGACCAGAUCGUAGCGUUUUCCCGCGGCACCUCUGCCGUUCUACUUGCGCUAUAUGGUGGAUAUCUUUAUUUUCAGCUGGGGACCCAUAGCCACCUCUUUCUCCAAGGGGAGACUGAGAGCAACUCAUCGCGGGAGUCACAGCGCAGCAUGGAAUGGCUCACAACCACUCUGAUCCUAUCCGCGUUAGCCAUAGUUGUCUCCACGAAGAACAUCAUGGACAGCAUCCCCGCAACUGCUGCAACCCUAAACAUUUCGAAGACGUUCAUUGCGACCAUUCUCAUCCCCAUAAUCAGCAACAGUUGUGAAGGGGCAGUGGUCAUCACUGCCUGUGGUGGUGGCGGCGAUGUGAACUUCGCCAUCAGUAUGAUCGUCAGCAGUAUCCUGCAGAUCGGAUUGUUUGCCAUCCCUUUCCUGGUCAUGCUGGGUUGGGUUAUGGGAUGGGAAAUAUACCUAUAUUCACGGAAGUAUGCUGGUUGCCAUGUAUGCGAUUUUGACGCUUGCUUUUUACGUUCGGUAGGCAAUAGCCGUAAUGUUUUGAUUUCAUCCUCUGCGGUCUUUGGAAUCUGCGUUAUUGCUGGGAAUGCGGGUUUUCGGGCAUAUGCGCCAGAGUUAUAG